GCCUGCUCCGUGGAUGACAAGUGGUGACAAGUGGCUUCGCUCACGAAUGUGCAUUGAAUUCUUUGUUUGGCACGUGAUUGUGUCGGGCUCACAUGCGUCAUGUCAUAAUACCAGGAGAUGCCCUCCAUGUGGCCAGUGUGUGUGUGGUGUGACGAGCUGGAGCAUCCUCAAGACACAGUCGCGAUUGGCCACACGCCCGAGUGUCAUGGGAGCAUUGCUACUGUGACCUGUCCAGUCAAUGAUUAAUCCCGCGCACUCCCGAUCGUUGGCUUUCCAGCAUGCUACCGACAACCUCGGCAGUGUUUGGGCGGCAUUCCAAUAUAUGACAGCGUCU
Microdochium trichocladiopsis is the source of this 334-nucleotide messenger RNA. RefSeq lists its product as uncharacterized. NCBI's taxonomy places the organism in Eukaryota, Fungi, Ascomycota, Sordariomycetes, Xylariales, Microdochiaceae. The record is from RefSeq and is a predicted model, not a curated record. The coding region runs from base 14 to 226 and encodes 70 amino acids. The transcript has a single exon.